AUGGCACCUGCAAAAAGAAGUACUACUGCUAGUGACAAGAAAUCAGAUACCGCUGCAUCAGCAGCAACAGGAAAUAAUGCACCUCCUCCCGCCACUCGCAAGAGAGGAAGACCUCCAACCAAGAAGGCCGCUGCUAAAGCUGAUGCCGCUAAAAACACUGCCGAGGAAAGUAAGGAAGAAGCUGUCAAGGAAUUGGAUCUUUCCGAGAAGCGACAACAAAAUGAAGAGCCUGUCGUAAAGAGAAAGCGUGGUAGACCUGCAAAACUGAACAGUGAUGGCACGAAGAAAUCAACGGUAAAACAGGCUGAUCCAUUAGCUCCCAAGCGUGGUAGAGGUAGACCAAGAAAGGUCGCUGCCGAGUAA
Mucor velutinosus is the source of this 363-nucleotide messenger RNA. RefSeq lists its product as uncharacterized. Gene Ontology annotation, molecular function: DNA binding. Gene Ontology annotation, biological process: regulation of DNA-templated transcription. Lineage: Eukaryota; Fungi; Mucoromycota; Mucoromycetes; Mucorales; Mucoraceae. The coding region runs from base 1 to 363 and encodes 120 amino acids. The record is from RefSeq and is a predicted model, not a curated record. The transcript is spliced from 2 exons.